Drepanopeziza brunnea f. sp. 'multigermtubi' MB_m1 is the source of this 4566-nucleotide messenger RNA. RefSeq lists its product as uncharacterized. Lineage: Eukaryota; Fungi; Ascomycota; Leotiomycetes; Helotiales; Drepanopezizaceae. The record is from RefSeq and is a predicted model, not a curated record. Gene Ontology annotation, biological process: phosphorylation; phosphorelay signal transduction system. Gene Ontology annotation, molecular function: phosphorelay sensor kinase activity.
AUGAAGGAAGAGCCCAGGUCCAUCUUCUCUUCACCAAACGACUUUGGCAGCCAGUCACUCGCAUUUGUCUCUCCGCCCUCCACAUUCGACAAGAGAAGAGAAGAAGGGAGCGCAUUGGAUGUUGGAGAGACAGAAUCUGCGGAAGCAACUACACCGAAAGGUCGACUCUCGUGGCAAAGCUACCCCCCAUCUCUUGUCGGUGCACAAGAUACUACCACAUCUACUACGACUGCGCCGAGAUCACAUCCCCAAACCUCCUGCCGAAUUCGAGAUACCCAGAAUCGCCUGCCAAUACUGCGGUUACCCCAUGCUACGAAACAUCCUAGAGCGGAAGAUACAGGUGCAAGGCCACCGUCGACCGAGAGGCCACCCAAGAGAAACAGGUCGAACGCGAACGAACGUCAAUAUACUCUCAACACAGGAAGCGUCCAGGCUGUAGUUUCUUCAAGGCAGCAAAGGGGUUCCCCGCUCUCUCCUCUCUUCUUCUCGCAUCCACCAAGAAGGCGACCGGUGCCCCCUCCCUUUAACUUCGGAGCAGAAGCUGCAGCAAAGAUGAUGCGGACACGAGAUGAGCCAAGAGUGUUUACUACGUUAAAACUUGCCCGGGGGAACAUCAAUUCUAGCCCACCUAGGGCUGCAGGCACCACUGGGAACCUCGCAUCUAUUGAGCGAGGUGGCUUUUCACAAAGUGGUGACGUGAAUAACAAAGCUUCCCCUGGAAUGCAGACAUUGGAAAGCGUGGGAGUCGUUGAGCUUCUUGAGCAAGAUGAAAGGCCGACACUCAUAAUUGACUUGUCAAACUCGGCGAACUUUGUUCCUGGCGGCCCUUUACAAAUCGUCUUCGCCAAUGCGUCGCUUCGGGCCUAUGAAUCGGUGCUGGAAAUGGUCACUGGUAACGCGGAUCUGGAUAGUCCUGGCAUUGCGGUUACAAACGACUUCCCCGAGUUCAAGGGCUGGGCUUUAAGCUAUGUCAGAAAUGGGGAAAGUCUGGAUGUUUGUCUUCCAUCCAUGAAGUACGGAGGCUUUGUCUGGAGCUGUUCCACGUUAAAGAAGCGACUGCGACUCAUCAGUGGAAGCAGUAAUACUAUCAAUGCUACAGGCCUUUCCGGCAGUAGCUCAAACGGGCCAUUAAGCAGUUCCUCUACCGUGGGUGACCGUUUCCGCGGGUCCAUAGUCACCCAAUUGGCACGCUCCCCUCUUGUACAUUCGACAGAGGCAUCGGACUAUUUUGGCGACGCCGCAACGGCUCCCCCCAUGCCCCCAUGCCUCUCAUCCCAGCAAGAUCCGCCGAGCCCAAUACCCUCAGUUGAAGACCUUGAAGGCGUUGUACCGAAGCAAGCCAUGCUAGCAUAUCAAAACGAGAUCUUAACAGGUACAACGAUGCGUUAUUCCGAAGGCUCCUCCUUUGACUGGACAAGACUUCCUAUUUCCGCCGCUCUUCCAAGGCACAUACAAUUUGCUCGCUCCAUUGAUUGGGCAUCUACAGCUCUUGGGCCCAUCGAAGGCUGGGCGCCCGAUUUGAGAGCUAUGUGUAACCUUAUUAUGGGGUCUCCACAUCCUGCAGCAAUGUAUUGGGGUGAUGAAAAUAUCGCUAUCUACAAUGAGGCCUACAUACUCUUGGCUGGCCAAAAACACCCGUGUCUGAUGGGUCAAAGCUACAAGACUGCGUGGGUUGAAAUUUGGCCUGAAAUCGAAGCUGUUUUUGAUAAUGCCAAGAACUCCGGCCAAUCGACGAUGAAAGACGAUGACUGCUUGUUCGUCAAGAGGAAUGGAUUCCUCGAAGAAACAUAUUUUUCGUGGUCGAUCAUCCCUCUGAUUGGGGAAGAUGGAUCAGUCGUCGGACUUUACAAUCCCGCUUUUGAAAAAACAAGAAGAAAGAUUGCCGAGAGGCGAAUGUUAACCCUGAGGGAGGUUGGAGAGAAAACGGCAACUGCUCGUGAAGUCAAGAGCUUCUGGGGCCAAGUCAUUCAAGGUCUAGAGUACAACGAGUAUGAUGUUCCGUUCGUAUUUCUCUAUUCUGUGAGUGAGGACCUCGACAGUGAUCUGAGCUCAAUGCACUCUGGAUCUCUUAACACACUAUCCACGCUAUCCACAGCACCACAAUGCAUCCUAGAGGGUACUCUCGGUGUACCUCGAGACCACAAGGCGGCGGUCAGUCCAAUUGAUCUCAGGGCAAGCGACGACAGCUUUGCCCCGCAUCUCCGGGAGUCGAUGAAUUCCAAACAGGCGAUUGUUCUGACAACAGAAGACGGCACUCUAUCCGCCGAUCUCAUCGAGGGCCUCGAAUGGCGUGGUUUCGGAGAUCCGUGUAGGGCUGCAGUUGUCUGCCCUAUCCAUACCACUAGCGAAACUAUCCUCGGAUUUCUAGUGAUGGGCGUUAAUCCAAGACGGCCUUACGACGAUGAUUACAGCUUGUUCAUUCAACUGCUGAGCCGUCAACUUGCUACCUCUAUGGCAUCCGUUGUUCUGUUUGAAGAAGAAAUCCGCAGAGGUCAGAGGGCCGCGCAGCUUGCUGCAAUCGAUCGACAGGAACUUUCGAAGCAGCUUGAUUUGAGGACGAAAGAGGCUGUGGAAAGCGAGACGAGAUUCACUCGGAUGGCGGAGUUUGCGCCUGUUGGCAUGUUCAUUGCUGAUGAAUCCGGUGCAAUAACCUACAGUAACGAUACCUGGUGGGAGAUAUCAAGACAUCCGAGAGGAGUCAACAGUGCCAAUGUCUGGAUGGACAGCAUUAAAGACGAGGACCGCCCAGGAGUCGAGGCAGCUUGGAAGGAUUUAGUCAAUAAGAACAAGAAGAGUGUUGUUACCCUUGAGUUUCGAUUCAAAAAUCCUUGGCACGACCGAAACGGGAACCGUGGCGAAACCUGGGUUCUCAUGAGCGCUUAUCCCGAAAGAGACCCUCAAGGCAUGCUGAAAAGCGUCUUUGGUAGCAUAACAAACAUCAGUCAACAGAAGUGGGCCGAAGAUUUCCAGAAGCGCAGAAUGGAAGAAGCUAUUGAGCUCAAGAGACAACAGGAGAAUUUCGUGGAUAUGGUGUCACAUGAGGUUAGGAACCCACUGAGCGCUAUUUUGCAAUGCAGUGACGAGAUAGCAACGUCUCUCCUCGAACUCAAGACUGCCGAUGAUAUUUCGAGGUCCCCUCAACGACUGACAAGAAUACUGGAAGGCAGCAUUGAUGCUGCCCAGACAAUUUUGCUGUGUGCUCAGCAUCAAAAACGGAUUGUUGACGAUAUCUUGACCCUUUCGAAACUUGACUCGGCCCUGCUGGUGGUAACACCUGUCGCGGUCCAGCCCGUUGCCGUCGUUCAAAGAGCACUCAAGAUGUUCGAAGGAGAAUUGGAAACGAAUACUAUUGCGAUGAAGUUCCGCGUGGAGAAGUCGUACCUCGACCUGAAAGUCGAUUGGGUCAACCUAGAUCCAUCGCGCCUGUUGCAAGUUCUCAUUAACCUGACCACCAAUGCGAUCAAAUUCACACGCGAGCAGGAAAAUCGCACGAUUGUUGUCAGCGUGGGCGCAAGUGGAGAACGUCCACUAGCUGCCAACUCGGGAGUUUCCUACUUUCCCAGCCGUUUGAAGCGGAAAGAUCUCAUGACAGAAGACCCGGAAUGGGGAACUGGCGACGAGAUCUACCUUCAAUUCGCGGUACAAGACACAGGCCGUGGACUUGAUGAAAAGGAAAAGACUCUGCUAUUCCAAAGGUUCAGUCAGGCAUCUCCGCGUACUCACGUCCAAUAUGGUGGCUCCGGGCUUGGAUUGUUCAUCUCUAGGGAGCUUGCGGAACUACAAGGAGGGGAGAUUGGAGUUGCCUCCAAAAGAGGCGUCGGCAGUACAUUUGCGUUCUACAUCAAGGCCCGCAAAGCCGAAAGCUUCUCCGAAGACACGCCAAUUGCUACUACCAUAAAUUCUCUGCCGAGGGACUCCUCGAGCUCAUCAUUGACCAUCGAAAGCCGGAAAACUUUGUCCGGGAGAGCAAUCCACCGUCCUGGUACCACUCAUGAUAACAAGCGCGCCGUAACGGUCACUUACCCACCAGCCUCAUCGCCCUCCAAAACCCCCAUUGACCACACCAAAAUCAAGGUCCUCAUCGUCGAAGAUAACCUCGUCAAUCAAAAGGUGUUACAGAAGCAACUCCGCAAUCGAGGUUACAUGACAGAAGUUGCUAACCACGGCGGCGAAGCCCUCGAUAUCCUCAGGACAUCAAAUUUCUGGUCGGGCGUCGAGAACGGCAUUGAUUUGGCGGUGAUCUUGAUGGAUCUAGAGAUGCCAAUCAUGGAUGGACUGACAUGUGCAAGAAUGAUCAGGGAGUUUGAAGCGGAUGGCACGAUCGUGCGGCAUGUGCCCAUCAUUGCAGUUACGGCUAAUGCGAGAUUGGAGCAGAUUGAGAUGGCGAUGGCUGCCGGAAUGGACAAUCUGGUGUCCAAACCCUUCCGUAUGCCGGAGCUUAUUCCGAAGAUUGAUGAAUUGGUGCUCAACAGCAAGGCAUCAUUAAUGUCGAUGUUGACGGCGCGUAUGAUGCCGUCGGCCACGCUUAAUAGAGAAGUGGUGCCAGGGCCUCGGCGAGACAAUUAA